This is a messenger RNA of Rattus norvegicus (Norway rat), 806 nucleotides long. RefSeq names its product casein alpha s2-like B (gene Csn1s2b). NCBI's taxonomy places the organism in Eukaryota, Metazoa, Chordata, Mammalia, Rodentia, Muridae. The transcript has 11 exons. The record is from RefSeq and is marked validated. The coding region runs from base 55 to 564 and encodes 169 amino acids. Gene Ontology annotation, cellular component: extracellular region.
CUCUCAUUUCCUGGACAGCUCGUCUUCAGUUUAGGAAACAAGGACUCAUUAAUCAUGAAGUUCAUCAUUCUUACUUGCCUUUUGGCUGUUGCUCUUGCAAAGCAGGAGUCCAAGGAUAACUCUCAAGAAGACUUUAAGCAGACUGUGGAUGUGGUCAUUUUCCCUGGUCAGGAAACCGUAAAGAACAUUCCCAUUCCCCAAAUGGAAUCUGUUGAAGCUCCCAUAAAGAACAAAUGCUACCAAUCCAUUCAGACGUUCAAACCACCACAAGCCCUCAAGGGUCUUUAUCAAUAUCACAUGGCUAAGAAUCCAUGGGGCUAUACUGUGAACCGUGCCUUCCCCUCCACUCGCACUCUGCAAUACAACCAGAAAACGAUGGACCUGAGCAUGCGUGCCAGAGAGAAAAUCGUGAUGUCUGAAAUAAAAAAGAACAUCCAAGACUACGUGACCAAAAUGAAACAAUACAGCAAGAUCACCUGGCCACGGUUUGUAAAGUCUCUCCAGCAAUACCAGAAAACUAUGAACCCGUGGAGCUGUUACCCAUAUACCCUCCUCCAGGUUUGAGUGGAAAAUCCACAUCUCCACUUCCUUUUCUAUCCUAAUUACUUCUCAGUACCAACAUAUCGGGACAGAUGUACAAAUGAUACAGAAAUGUGGAACCGAAGGAAUCUUGUAUAUUUAAAUUGAAUGCAUUAAGUCUACACGUGGGUUUCAUCACUGCAGGGCUGAUGACUACUAAGGAAGGUUUCCCCUCUGCUCCUGUGUCACUGAACUACAUCCUUUUCAAAAAAUAAAAUAUCAAGUGC